GUGAACCGAUCGAGACCGAAUAGAGUCUUCCCGAAGCAGCACCAUAGCAGCACUAAGUAGAAGCAAAAAUAGUUCUAAGGUCUAUACAUACUAGUCAACAGCUUCGCGUCACCAAAACGAAGAAGAUGGGUGUAGUAAAAAUUGCCACGGAGCAUCAAGCAAUAAAUCUAAACACGCAUUGAGGAGCUUAAACAAGGAUGAAAGUGCAGCCACUAUUGACGCAAGUCCUUGACUAUUUGGCUACGUAUCUUUCAACUAAGUAACAUGCCGCCUGGUUUGACAUAAAUCCAUGAUUCGAUGACGUAUGCAUAAAUACAAGACACUAAAAUAAACACGACCUCGGCACCACAAGACGGCACUUUAGUAAUAAAGCCUCGAGAAUGGCGCUCAAACUUGCGGCGCGGGGGGACUACGGGUCUUUUUCCCAUGCUGACAGGACGAAAUGGGUGCACGAGCAUAUGGACGAAAGGCUCAGGCAAAGUUUUGCCCAGAAAGUACUCGGGCUGACUGCAGGUACGAGGAAGGUUGCUUAGACUCCGACUCAGAAGAACCAACUACAGUAGAUGUUGCUGUGGCAAGAGCGUGGUGCCGUUGUGCGGCCUCCUUCUAUCCGAAUUCUCGAAACUUCUCACUAUAAACAGGUAUGCUUUCCGUGACCGCUUCCGUUUGUAUGUUGUUCAAAGUCGUUUUCCACUUUUACCUGAAGCAUCCUCCAGACGACUUGGCGCACGGUGCCAAGCCCGCAGAGAAUUCGCGCGACGCAAAGUGGCUUCAAGACGUCGGGUCCGCGCUGUUUCUGAACGCCGAGGCCACGGAAAACUUCACUCGCCUGCAAGUCCGGUGGAUGGAAGACACCAUGGGCGCUUUCCGUAUACCAAUAACGGUUCUCGGAAUUUGCGGCAGCCUCUACGCACUGUGGCUACUGUGCUGUGUCAGGUGCUGCUGCUCUGAGGUAAUUAUGUCUCGACUGUUUAUCCUAGGUGGAAUGGUAACUGGUAUAUGAGAAUUCAGGAGCAGCUUUCCAUGUUUUUUCCGUGCAGCACUGCAGCUCUCCCUUGUGUAAGUGUAGUGAAAGAAUGUGACAUGCAGAAUGAGGCCGGCUCUGUUAACUUUUCUAAAGCUAUCUAAUUCAAGUACAUGACCCGGAACAUCAAAAAAAACUAUAGCUGCUUCGGCGGUCCCCGACCAACUACGUUCUCCUGUACACCCUGGGCGUGAUGUAUGGGUUGACGGUAAACACAGUCACGCUGCUCGCCCCGAUGUGCGACAUUGGCCUGGCGCUGGGCGGCACGGCCGGCGUUUUGAUUGGGCUCUACUGCGUGGCCAAGUGUACGAGCGUCGACGUGACGGGGAUGCGGUUUUGGGUGUGGCUCGUAGGCUACCUGCUCAUCUUUUCCCUCGCCAUUUUUCUCCUGCCACUGGUUUUCAUCGGCCAGUUUCGCGUUAUCGGCUUCGUCAUCAACGUGCUGGCCCUGUUGAUGAUAUCGGUCUACUUGGUGGCAGACUUCCAGAUGAUCGUGGGGGGGAAGCGUAUCCGCAGUGAGAAGUGUGAGUAUGUCAUUUUUCGCUUAUGACCUUCAAGGAAUCGAUUUAUAAAGCACGGCAUCUCCUUCUCCUACUUCCGCUUCCUUCUGGGGAAGCGAGACAAAGUGGCAUAAUUGGGCUCCAGGUACUCGGACUCCAAAAAUUAUUGUCGGAUGAUCGACACCGGGGCCGGCGCUGCGCUUCAUCGGCACCAGAUGCAUAG
This is a messenger RNA of Amoebophrya sp. A120, 1747 nucleotides long. Lineage: Eukaryota; Dinophyceae; Syndiniales; Amoebophryaceae. The record is from the annotation of a GenBank genome assembly.